Metarhizium album ARSEF 1941 is the source of this 1710-nucleotide messenger RNA. RefSeq names its product Major facilitator superfamily domain, general substrate transporter. Gene Ontology annotation, molecular function: basic amino acid transmembrane transporter activity. Bases 1 to 1710 code for a protein of 569 amino acids. Lineage: Eukaryota; Fungi; Ascomycota; Sordariomycetes; Hypocreales; Clavicipitaceae. The record is from RefSeq and is a predicted model, not a curated record. Gene Ontology annotation, cellular component: fungal-type vacuole membrane. Gene Ontology annotation, biological process: transmembrane transport; basic amino acid transport. The transcript is spliced from 2 exons.
AUGACUGGAACCCAGGGCGACGGCGGUUCAAACCGACGCGACGAAGUGGCCGCACACAUCGGCAGCACAGAGCGCACGCCGUUGCUGAGGCCCAACGGCGACGAGAGCCAUGAUGACGGGCCUGUCAAUGGAAUUCCUUGUGAGAAUGACCCCGGUGUCUCUGGCGACCAAGAGGAGGAGCAGACUGUCCUGGCCAAGGAGGAGUCGUUCGGCAGGCUGGCGCUCAUCAUGGGCACGACUUGGGUCGGCGUGUUCCUUGGUGCAGUGGACUCUACCAUUAUUGCCACGCUGUCUGCACCCAUUGCCAGCGAAUUCAGGUCGCUAAGUCUAAUGUCCUGGCUUGCGACGGCGUAUCUUAUAUCCAACGCCGCGUGCCAGCCUAUUUCCGGCCGCUUGACAGAUAUUUUCGGCCGCGGCCCAGGACUCGUUUUCAGCAAUGUCUUCUUUGCCUUGGGAAACUUGAUAUGCGGGCUAGCUCGUGACGAAAAGAUCAUGAUUCUAGGUCGUGUCGUUGCUGGUAUCGGCGGCGGCGGCCUGAUGAGCAUUUCCACAUUUCUGGGGUCGGACCUGAUCCCGCUGCGCAAUCGAGGCGUUGUUCAGGGAAUUGGCAAUAUUUGCUAUGGCUCCGGUGCCAUGCUAGGAGGUGUCUUUGGCGGCUUGAUCAAUGAUCAUACCAAGCUUGGAUGGCGGCUCGUCUUUUUGAUCCAAGUGCCCCCGGUAUUAUUGUCGGCCGUCGCCGUCCACUUCUUGGUCACGGUGCCGCCCAAGCAGUCUGACAAGUCAUACUUGGCGCGUAUCGACUUUGUCGGUGUCUUCUUAACCUCGUCAUUUCUUGUUUUAUUGCUUUUGGGGCUGAAUUCAGGAGGAAACCAGGUUCCGUGGACACACCCGCUGCCGCUCACAACUAUUCCCCUGUCUACGGUGGCAUUUGGUGGUUUCUUGUGGUGGGAGAGCCGUGCUCGUCAGCCCAUCAUUCCUGUUAGGCUGCUGAUGACUCGGACUGUGCUGGCUGCAUGCUUUACGAACCUCCUUGGCACAAUGGUGGUUCUGACGCUCAUCUUCUAUGUGCCAAUGUACCUGCAGGUGCUGGGUGAAUCCGCCACAAAUGCUGGUCUCAGAAUUUUGCCGUCACCUAUCGGCGUGUCGAUUUCAUCAGUUUUGGCUGGCUACAUUAUGAAGCGAACGGGUCGGUUCGUCACUCUCGGCGUUGCCAGUAUGGUCCUGGUCAGUGCCGGUAUUGUUUUGCUGACGCUCCUGGGCCGCGAUGCCUCUGUCUGGCUUACCAGCCCUGCUUUCUUCCUUGUCGGAGGCGGAUAUGGUGCUAUGCUUACGACGACCCUUCUCGCUUGUAUUGCGGCCGUAGAUCACUCCCAGCAAGCUGUUGUGACCUCUGCGACCUACCUGGCCAGAAGUCUUGGAGGCACGGUUGGAAUCACUGUUGGUUCCGCUGUCUACCAAAACAUUCUCAAGACCCGUCUUUGGGAUCGUUUCGGGGACCAGCCCGACGCCGCAGACGAGAUCCGUCGUAUCAGAGAUGAUCUAGAGGAACUGAGGCACUUGCCUGACGGCUGGUAUGACGGGGUGAUUGAUUCGUUUAUGGAAGCAUUUGGAGCUGUAUGGCUUACCAUGUUGGGGCUAGCUAUUGCGGCUCUGAUUUGUGUUUCUAUGAUGAGACAUCAUACGCUUCACUCAACGUUGGACAGGCGAUAG